UAUAUUGAACACAGCGGAAGAUAUUUUUAAGAAAUCUGAAAACCAGAAGCCAUGGAUGCCUAUAGUAAGAGAAACAAACACUAUGGAAGUCAAUAGUUACAGGUUUACAACAUUUUGCAAUACAUCUUUUCAUUUUUGGGUCAGCUGUCUCUUUAAGACUAUCGUAAACAUGCACAUACUGUAUAAUAAUACUCAUAUUAGUGUAUUAUUAACAAUAUGUUUGCAGUCCAAUAGGCUUACAAAAUACAUAUAUACAGAAAAUAUCAUGUUUCCUUUUAAUAAAAAAGUUUUAAAAAAUCACAUCUUUAAGUUUUGAAGGCGUUUUGUUAUGUAAGUUCAAUCUUGAGAAGUGUCCAGCACACUGAGGUCAUUCUCCACAACCAUAGCAUUAAUAGGCUUAUAGCCAAUGUGCACACCAUGUGCCCUCUCUCCACACAAACUAAUCUUCUGAAAUAACACAUUUAUUUAGUCAUUUACAUAAUCCAAGUACAAAUGAUGCCCAGGAGUGAUCUGAGUACAGCUGAAGAACACAGCAAGAGUACAAGCGCGACAAUAAUAAUAAAAACGCAGACAACUGGCACUGCAGAUGGGCGACUGAAAGUGUGUCAUCACCAUCUCCAGUCUAAUCACCUCCGCCCGCGCUGCUCCUCCUCCCUCCCCGUCACUCCAUCUCUCGCUCUCCAUCCUGCCGUCGCUGUCUGUGCAAAAAGACAAAACACACACAAAAAAGAAAAGUUUAUUCGUCCCUCAGAGGCUGCAGCUCCAGAUCCGCGUGUGUUUCUGUGGGCGAGGACACAUAUGGUGAUGAGCACAUGAGUGUUAUUGUCGCCUCCUCCAACUUAAUCUCUGAAGAGGAGGUGCGGCUGCAUCCUCUUUUUUUCUCCUUCCUCCCAUCGGAUACCAAAACUGAAUAUUCAACAGCGUUUUUGUGCCUCAAGCUCAUCUUGGAGCAUCAGUUUCGACUGGGAAACACAUCCUCCGGUGGCUUUGUUUUGAUACUUUAUCUAGCAUCGGUCUAAAAUGAGUUUCAGCAGUGACAUGGAUGAGACUGAAGAUGGGAGCACCAGAGAGUUUGAGAGCGUGGAGAUGAAUAAGCUGCGUCAGAGCCUGCGCAGGAAGAAGCCCACCUACGUGCCAGAGGCCAGUCGACCACACCAGUGGCAGGCGGAUGAAGAGGCUGUGCGAAAGGGCAAAUGCAACUUUCCUGUCCGGUAUCUCGGGCUGGUGGAGGUGGAUGAAUCCAGAGGCAUGCAUGUGUGUGAAGAGGCAGUGAAAAAGCUAAAAGUGAGUGGGAAAAAGACAGUGAAGGCUGUGCUCUGGGUGUCUGCUGAUGGCCUGAGAGUAGUGGACGACAAAACCAAGGACCUGAUUGUGGAUCAGACGAUUGAAAAGGUGUCAUUCUGUGCCCCGGACCGUAACUACGACAAGGCUUUCUCUUACAUCUGCCGUGACGGAACGACCCGCCGCUGGAUGUGCCACUGCUUCAUGGCCCUGAAGGACUCGGGCGAGCGUCUCAGUCAUGCAGUGGGAUGUGCGUUUGCCGCCUGCCUGGAGCGGAAGCAGCGCAGAGAAAAGGAGUGUGGCGUCACAGCCUCUUUCGAUGCCAGCAGAACAUCAUUUGUGAGGGAAGGUUCAUUCCGCGUGUCCUCCGCCGCACAACAGAGUGACCGUGAGGACAUCAUGAAGCAGAUUCAAGACAAGAAGAAAGAAAUGUGUGGGAUUUCUGCAUUGCCGCCUGGAAAUGCAUCUCCUCCAGAAGGGGCGGGGUCACCGGGUGAGAGGGCGGAGCCAGGUGGCCCUCACGCCAUUCCACGCAGACACGCCCCCAUCGAGCAGCUGGUGCGACAGGGAUCCUUCAGAGGCUUUCCUCAACUCAGCCAGAAGAACUCGCCGUUCAAACGACAGCUUUCUCUGCGUCUCAAUGAUCUCCCGUCAACCCUGCAGCGCAAGACCGACUUCCAGACCAAGAACCCAGUUCCAGAGAUGGAUCUGACAGUGGCUGGAGAGGCGGACAGCAUUAACGCUCUGUGCAGCCAAAUCAAUAGCUCUUUCACCAAACCAUCUGAAGACCUGUGUGCCAAAACCACCAACAACUGCUUACCCAUCAGCUGCGCUCCACCUGCCAUCCCUCCUCCACCUGCCCCUCCUCAAGCUACAAAUUUAUGGGUCCAAAUAGAGCCCCCGGUCCAGUCUUCUCCACCCAUUCCUCAGGGUGGCCACAAACGAACCCCGUCCGAAGCAGAACGAUGGCUGGAGGAAGUUGCUAAAGCGGUGAAAUCCCAACAGCAGACUCCACCUACUUUACCACCACCACCCACUCAGCAGCCUCCACCGGUGCCCACCAUGCCCAUUGCACCCGGUUCCCUCCCAACAUCCAUGCAGCCAUUUCCGAUGGCUUUUGACGUCACUCCUGCUCCCGUUAGUAUGUUCACCCAACAGCCGCUCCAACCGGCGUUUGUACCUAUGCAGCCGUACAUGCCCACUCUAGCCAACAGCAUGACCUAUCCCAAUGCAAGUGUACCCGUGGUGGGCAUCACACCCUCACAGAUGGUGGCGAAUGUAUUUUGCAGUGCAGCCGGUACAGGAGGUGGAGUGGCAAUUGGGGUCGGGAUGGGGCCUAAGACGGGUACGCUUGGCGGGAGCCAACAUUCAGCAUUUCCCACCCUUCCUGGAGGUCUUCCAACCACCACGUUCGCUUCUCCUCCAACAAUCAAUGGCCACCCACAAAACUCCUUUCCAUCAACGACCACCAGUGUUACGCAAAACGGUACUGCCGUUAAAGGAGGUUCUGGUUGGCCCAUGGAGAAUCCGAAUCCCACAAUCAACUCCAAGGAAGCCGAGCAUUUCGAUGCAAAGUGGGCCGCCCUGGAGUCCAAAUCACAACCCAAGGCGCAAAACCCAUUUUCCAACGACUUGCAGAAGACUUUUGAGAUUGAACUAUAAUUGUAAGGAGACUCUGAAAAGAAGGGACUAUUUCAUACCCCCCUUUUUUGUCCCUUCAAGGAUUUUCUUAUAUGCUCCUGGUCUGUUUGAGGGCAUUAGUUGAUGUAAGAGAUCACACAAGAGUGUCAUUUUUAGAUAUGGAGAAUGGGAACAGACGUCAUAACAUGUUCGGCACUUACAGGACAGCUUAAAAGAGAAACCUGCACAUGACUUUCACCAGUAAUGACACUUGCUUUUAAAGAAAUUAAUGAUUUUUUAAAAGUAAUAUCGAAAUUAAGAGACGUUCGGAAUCUAUUUAUUGUUUUUACUUGAUUUAUAGUGCUUAUUUCUUAAUUGGAUUUUGAAUUAUUCUUGGUUUUUCCGUAUUUAUUUGUCUUGAACAGGGUGACAAGAUUACAGGUGGAAUGAUUGGCUACUUGAAAAUGGACUCACCAAAAUGCUUGAUUUAAAAAUCUACAGUCUCUUGAGUUUACUUUGUGGUGUAAAUAGCAUGCUUUGAGUUGACUUUAUUUAUUGCCCUUUUUGUGGCCAUCUUGUUUCAUUGAUUCCAAAUUGUGAACUAUUUACUCUGAAUACCAAAAGUUCCACCAACAACACAUUCCAACCUUGUUUAUACUAUUGAGACUCGUAACGCGAUGCAAAAACUAGACCGAAAGGCCACCAGAGUGUCCUUGCAUCUGUAAUUGAAUAUGUGGAACAUUUCUGAGCGCAAAAGUUUUGUACUUGUUUAACCAGUAAUGUUAAAAUGUACAAAUCUGUUC
Messenger RNA from Danio rerio (zebrafish), 3704 nucleotides. NCBI's taxonomy places the organism in Eukaryota, Metazoa, Chordata, Actinopteri, Cypriniformes, Danionidae. The record is from RefSeq and is a predicted model, not a curated record.